AUGUCGCUCUCACUUCGGAACACCGAUGUAGGGGUUCCAUUUUCAACAAGAAUAAGCAAAAUCCACAUGGCACCAGCGGCUCAGUUGUGUCACCGACCGAACCAGGAAAAUCCACGUGGUACCGGCGGCCCAGUUGCGUCAUCGACCGAGCCUGGGAAAUCCACGUGGUACCGGAUGGCCCAGUUGUGUCAUCGACCGAGCCUGCAAAAUCCACGUGGUACCGGCGGCCCAGUUGUGUCACCGAUUGACUCUUCUCGCCAGAAAAAGAAAAUCCAUAAAACGCAUUUCAAAUCAAAUCCAAAAUCUUAA
This is a messenger RNA of Dracunculus medinensis (Guinea worm), 309 nucleotides long. The record is from the annotation of a GenBank genome assembly. NCBI's taxonomy places the organism in Eukaryota, Metazoa, Nematoda, Chromadorea, Rhabditida, Dracunculidae.